AUGGGCCGCCGCUGGCUGCAGAUGCAGAUGCAACUCAUGCAGCUUGGUCUGGGUAGUCUGGUAGUCUGGGUCUGGUUAUUCUGGGGCUUGGGUGUGUUGACUGGAGCAGGGGAGAGCAGCAGGCCAGCAGCUAUCUCGCCCCCAGGAUCUCACCCUGGUCAUGAUCACGACCAACAGCAACUACACUGUGUCAUUGAGAGAGUUGAUUCGAGGUUUUUCGAGAUUUGGACUCUCUCGUCAUAUUUUGAGAGAAGGAAGCGAUAUCCAGAUUGA
Fusarium sp. VM40 is the source of this 273-nucleotide messenger RNA. The record is from the annotation of a GenBank genome assembly. Lineage: Eukaryota; Fungi; Ascomycota; Sordariomycetes; Hypocreales; Nectriaceae.